GAGGCGCGUGACAUCAGCAGCCGUCGUGAGGGGAUUGGAAUGCUACAAUGUAACAAUCGCAACUGGACGCUUCAGAUUAAAGCGCUGGAAUGUAACAUUGUAUCAUCGGCGUCGCGAAAGCGUUCUGAAUGUAACAAUGAAUAGAAACGCGUGUCUGUGAUGUUCUCGCGACCCACUUCAAACCAACAUCUGCGCGAUUGAAAAGGAUGAUUUAUCAUGUGAGAAUUCACGGAUUUGUGGGGAUUUAUCCGCUCGGGAAGUUUUUGACAGGGUCUUUCUGACCCACACACAUCACGUGGGAAAUUUCUCAGAUUUCUGGAUUUCAAGAGCACUUCUCCGAAAGUACUUUCUGAUGCUUCCCAUUGAUCCAGAGCAGCUCAGAUGGUCAUCAGACAGUAGUUUAGAUGCUGUCUAAUGUGAUCCAGGCACCGGAGAGGAGAGAGGUAGAUCCACAAAAAGGGGUUUAGUUUAAGUCGCCCACAUGCUCUGGAUUUGGGAUUGGAAUCAUAAGGUGGAAGUCGAGAGCAUCAAAUCCCUGCAGGUCUGUGGAAGAUGCUGUCCAGCAGGAGUUGAGACCUUCGGAUUCAUCAGCGAGCCGCUCCAUCUGGAUCUAAGGACACAUGCAGGCCAAAAAACGCUAUUUAAUUCUGUCCUCUGCGGGUGUGUGUCUCAUUCUCCUCUUUUACCUGCAGGGACCAGCUUCCAGAAGGAGUCCGAACCGAGGCGAUGACCCCCAUCCACACUGGCCCCCCUUCUCUGACCCUCUACGAGCUUUUAUUCCCUGGCAUCAGACCCAAACCGAGGACUACAAUGUCCGCACUUCUCCGAGACACAAAAGAGAUGACAACUCCGGAGCUUACAAGUGCAGAAUGGACUCGUGCUUCGACUUCUCCUUGUGCAAGAAGAACGGCUUCAAAGUCUACGUCUACCCUCAGCAGAAAGGUGAGAAGAUCUCAGAAAGCUACCAAAACAUCUUGUCCUCCAUCGAGGGCUCCAGGUUCUACACUUCGGACCCGGGACAGGCUUGCGUCUUCGUCCUGAACCUUGACACCCUGGACCGAGACCAGCUGUCGCCUCAGUACGUCCACAACCUCAAAACCAAGAUCCAGAACCUGAACCUGUGGAAUAACGGCCGCAACCACCUGAUCUUUAACCUGUACUCGGGCACAUGGCCGGAUUACACAGAGGAUCUGGGGUUUGAUAUCGGUCAGGCCAUGUUGGCCAAAGCCAGCAUCAGCACAGAGAACUUCAGACCCCAAUUUGACAUCUCCAUCCCCUUGUUCUCCAAAGAUCAUCCUCGGACCGGAGGAGAGAGGGGGUAUUUGAAAUACAACACCAUCCCCCCGUUUAGGAAAUAUAUGCUGGUUUUUAAAGGCAAACGCUAUCUGACUGGGAUUGGAUCGGACACCAGGAAUGCGCUUUAUCACAUCCAUAAUGCUGAAGAUGUGGUUCUCCUCACCACCUGCAAACAUGGCAAAGACUGGCAGAAACAUAAAGAUGCUCGCUGCGACAAGGACAACGCCGAAUAUGACAGGUACGACUAUAAAGAAAUGCUGCAUAACUCCACAUUUUGUCUCGUGCCUAGAGGACGCCGCCUGGGCUCUUUCCGUUUCCUGGAGGCUCUGCAGGCCGCUUGUGUACCCGUCAUGCUCAGUAACGGCUGGGAGCUUCCCUUCUCGGAGAUCAUCGACUGGCGUACGGCUGCUGUCAUUGGGGACGAGAGACUUCUUCUACAGAUCCCAUCAACGGUUCGCUCCAUCCAUCAAGAUCGCAUCCUGUCUCUCCGCCAGCAGACGCAGUUCUUGUGGGAAGCGUACUUCUCUUCUGUGGAGAAAAUUGUGCUCACUACAUUGGAGAUCAUCCAGGACCGUGUAUUGCAGCACAACGGCCGCAGUACACUGAUGUGGAACCAGCUGCCAGGAGGGCUCUUCACCCUGCCACAAUACUCCUCCUAUCUGGGCGACUUCCCCUUCUUCUACGCCGUACUCGGUAUUAAACCACAACAGAAAUUCACAGCCGUCAUUCACGCAGUCACGCCUCUCGUAUCUCAGUCUCAACCGGUUUUCAAGUUGCUAGUGGCUGUGGCCAAAUCACAGUACUGUGCCCAGAUCAUUGUCCUGUGGAACUGUGACAAGCCUCUUCCCGCGAAGCACCGCUGGCCCGCCACCUCUGUUCCAGUCAUCGUAAUUGAGGGCGAGAGCAAGGUGAUGAGCAGCCGAUUCCUGCCCUAUGACACCAUGAGAACAGAUGCAGUGUUGAGUCUGGAUGAAGACACUGUGCUCUCGACCACAGAGGUGGAUUUUGCCUUUACUGUUUGGCAAAGUUUCCCAGAGAGGAUUGUGGGAUACCCUGCGCGGAGCCAUUUCUGGGACUCUAACAAGGAGCGUUGGGGCUACACCUCCAAGUGGACCAAUGACUACUCCAUGGUGCUGACCGGAGCUGCUUUCUACCACAGGUAUUAUAACUACUUGUACACACACUACCUGCCCGGCAGCUUGAAGACUAUGGUUGACCAGCUCUCAAACUGUGAAGACAUCCUCAUGAACUUCCUGGUGUCUGCUGUCACUAAGAUGCCGCCUAUCAAGGUCACUCAAAAGAAACAGUACAAGGAGACGAUGAUGGGACAGACAUCCCGGGCGUCUCGUUGGGCAGACCCUGACCACUUUGCCCAGCGGCAGACGUGCAUGAACAAAUUUGCCAGCUGGUUUGGCACGAUGCCCCUGGUCCAUUCGCAGAUGAGACUGGACCCCGUUCUGUUCAAGGACCAGGUAUCGAUACUGCGCAAGAAGUACAGAGACAUCGAGAGACUCUGACAAAGCUGAGAAACACCUUCCCUGUGAACGGGAUGGGAAACGGCAUCCGAAAACCCCUCAGAACCCUGUUAAACUGGAUCAACAGGGAUAAGCGGGGGGUCGGAGACCCUCAGGGAGGGAGCGCAUUGAGACGGGGGGGAGUGUUGUGUUUGAAGAAGAUCCGUCACUAACUACAAAUAUAUGGCUCGAUCGGAGAUCACGUUGACGGCAUUUGGAUGAGUUUAGCGCAACACAAAGACACAAAGCUUUCUGUCUUCCACACCCCCUCUUGUAAUGCUUUGCCAAUGACAGCGGUGACCAUGGCAACCGCGCCAAUGCCACACACACACACACACAGAUCCACAUGCACUCAGAAUAAGGACUAUUGCACAUCGGUUUAAACUCUGGAUCCAUGUUAGACGUGGGUUUUGCUGAGGCCGCCUGUAUAUUUAUUCAGUUCACCUUCCGCUACUCCGGCAAGCGUUACGCCCCUCUUGAAAAUGCAGGAUGACGUCCCGUGGAGAAGUCGAGCGUGCGAAACACCGCGCACAACGUCACAGUGCCUGAACUUUCAGAUGGACAAUCUGGGAGUCCAAAGGGGUUUUGUAUGAAUGCAUAAACACCUUGUUCAUGCUGCUUAUAUUUGGAUUCAGUUUAGGUGUUCCACAAAUUGGUUCAAAGUUUUUGUUUUUUUCUUUCUUUCUAUAUAAGCCUUUUUGUUUAUUUUGUCAAACUGACAGAAUUGUACUAUUUUUUUUUUUUUGAAGAUUUAUACUGUGUCCUAAGCAGACGCAAUGCGAUAAGAUUCCAGCGACAAGCAAUUUGUUUGUCCUCACAUACACGACUACGAGACGCGACAAAAUCCAUUAAAAUCACAGCCAGUCAGAAGAGUGUGUGGGCGGAGUCUCUCUGCAAGCGCACUGCACUCGCAACUAAAUCUACCAAAAAUCACAGCCAAUCAGAAGACUGUGUGGGCGGAGUCUCUCUGUAAGCGCACUGCACUCGCGACUAAAUAAAUCAAAAAAUCACAGCCAAUCAGAAGAGCAUGUGGGCGGAGUCUCUCUGCAAGCGCACUGCACUCGCAACUAAAUCUACCAAAAAUCACAGCCAAUCAGAAGACUGUGUGGGCGGAGUCUCUCUGUAAGCGCACUGCACUCGCGACUAAAUAAAUCAAAAAAUCACAGCCAAUCAGAAGAGCAUGUGGGCGGAGUCUCUCUGCAAGCGCACUGCACUCGCAACUAAAUCUAUCAAAAAUCACAGCCAAUCAGAAGACUGUGUGGGCGGAGUCUCUCUGCAGGCGCACUGCACUCGCAACUAAAUAAAUCAAAAAUCACAGCCAAUCAGAAGAGCAUGUGGGCGGAGUCUCUCUGCAAGCGCACUGCACUCGCAACUAAAUCUAUCAAAAAUCACAGCCAAUCAGAAGACUGUGUGGGCGGAGUCUCUCUGCAGGCGCACUGCACUCGCGACUAAAUAAAUCAAAAAUCACAGCCAAUCAGAAGAGUGUGUGGGUGGAGUCUCUCUGCACUCACAACCAAAUCUAUCAAAAAUCACAGCCAAUCCGAAGGGAUUGUGGGUGGAGUCUCUCUGCAAGCGCACAGCACUUGCAACCAAAUGGAUAAGCACAUAAUCAAAUUCAUAAAUAUUACACCUUUUAAACAUUUAAAGAAACAAACUAAGUGACUGAAAUAAUCUUUGUCAUAGAAUACACUUGUUUGUUCACAAUUCCCUUUAAUUUAUCUUCAAGAUCAAUUAUUCUCCUUCGCUUUCAGUACGGCUAUAAAGGUCACACAAAAUGAUAUUCAAACUCAAAUUAAAUUAAUUUAACGUUAAAUAAAGCACAUAAUCAGUACCUGAGAUUAUCAUUGUCAGAUUGUAUGUUGUUGUUCCAGUGUGACGUCGCCGAAAUAGAAACCGUUUCUAAAAUAGAAUUGCUGCAAAUUGCGGCUGGUUAGGACAAAAUCUCUGAUUAACAUGGAAAAGAUACCUUUUAUCACACAUCGCGUCACGUCUGGUUAGGACACGGUGUUAAAUCCAAUGCCACAAACAGCUCUGUCAGGUUUUCUUACGAGUCUUACUAGUGUAAUGCCAUGUCAGCAGCCAUGUUCACACUGCAGCUAAUUCGGAUGUCACUCCACUUCUGACUGCUGAAUCUUCUGAGUUUGUUUAUUUGGAAGUGACAUGCGUUUUGCAUCUGAAAAGUGCAGACAGCCGCUUUUACAAAUUAAUCUGACUAGUAACUAGUUAUUAAUGCAGUGAUAUCACUUUUUUUGGAGACUGACUGCUUGUCUAAUAACAAACAUGGAGAUCAGUUUACGGUAAAAUUUGUGAAUGUUAGCACAUUGUUUGCGUUCUUUAAAACCCCAAACAUCCAUUUCUCUUGUCGUCAGUCAUGAGACGCCCAGUGUUGUUUCAGUGUUUUCGUGGUUAGUAUGUAUUUCUGGAAUCACACACUCAAUGACUCGAGAUAUUUAACACUAGUUUUGAAUUUACUCUCAAUGUAGAUGGAAGAAAAAAUCAAUGAAACACCUGAAAAUGCUUGAUUAGGAGAGAACGUCAUCCAUUCAGAGCUUUGGUUCGAGUUUUGAGAACGUCUUCCAUUGAUUUUUUUUUUUUUUUUUUUUUUUUUUUUUUUU
Messenger RNA from Ctenopharyngodon idella (grass carp), 5425 nucleotides. RefSeq names its product exostosin glycosyltransferase 1a (gene ext1a). The coding region runs from base 621 to 2813 and encodes 730 amino acids. The transcript is spliced from 11 exons. Gene Ontology annotation, cellular component: membrane. Gene Ontology annotation, molecular function: glycosyltransferase activity. Lineage: Eukaryota; Metazoa; Chordata; Actinopteri; Cypriniformes; Xenocyprididae. The record is from RefSeq and is a predicted model, not a curated record.